CUGGACUGUUGAUGCUUUUUAGUGCUGAGAAAUUUACCUAGUUUUGUCUUCAUGGUGGCGUUAAUUGGGCUCUGCGUAAUCAAUUGGCUUCUUUCAACAUCAAGGACCAUGAAGACAGCGUGAUCACUGCAUGCAAUGGGCUUUAGUGUAUAUAGUAUACUGUUUUAUAUGGCAUUAUAAAAUGCCCAAACUUUGUCCAACUUAGAGCCGACCUGGACUUUUUAAUGUAAGCCUCUACCGAAAUGUCGAAACCGUACGCUAAAAAACCAAGGCCACCGAAGCAUUGGACACAACGUGUGCACGAAUGUGUUGUUUCACGUGCUCCUGACGGUAAUAUUAAUUUUUUUGUGAAGGGCGGUUCUGAAUACGGACAGUUCCCCUAUAUAGGCGACGUCAGACAAGACAGAGUUGUACUUCGCAGUGGGAAACUGUUCCAAGACGAGAUAAUAUUAGAAGUCAAUGGACACAAAGUCGCUGGAUUCACACUGUGGGAUGUCAACGGACUUUUAAAUUAUUUUGGUGAGAACCCUAUUGCACUGAAAACUGUCAAAGCAGGUCAGAACAUAAGCAAAGACUUGAGGCGUUAUUUGAAUACCAGAUUUCAGAAGGGAUCCAUUGAUCAUGAUUUGCAGCAAACCAUUAGAGACAAUCUGUAUUUACGUACAGUACCAUGUACAACACGUGUUCCAAGGAAUGGAGAACUAAAUGGAGUGGAUUAUACAUUCUUAACUACUGAUGAAUUUAUAGCAUUAGAAAAAAGUGGGAAUCUUCUUGAGAGUGGUAUAUUUGAUGAUUUAUCCCUUGUGGCUGAUCCUGUCCAGGAUGUUAUCAAACCUGGAGCUCAUCCAUCAUCCAAAGGUAAACGUGAAAGAAACAAGUCUUCCAUCCUUGCAACUCAAAAUCUCCAUUUCAUUGAUGAUGAUGAGGAUGGCGUCAAUGAAGAAGAUAGUCUGGAGGAGAAGAGGAGAAAAGAAGUUGAAAGACUUGAAAAAGAACUGGGUCCAUUAGAUGAUAUAUGGGAAAUAGCAUUUACUGAACAAAAUGAUAUGUAUUUCAUAAAUCAUAUUACAGAAACAACACAGUGGUUAGAUCCAAGGUUAGAAAGAGUACAGAAAGAAGCGCUAUUGGACUGUGCUGAUGAUGAAUUGCCAUAUGGUUGGGAAAAGAUUGAUGACCCUCACUAUGGAUCUUACUAUAUUGACCACAUUAAUAGAAGAACUCAGUAUGAAAAUCCUGUUGUGCAAGCUAAAAUGAUGACCCACUUUCCUAAGGAUGAAAAUAAACCACUAGCAGACUUACCAAGUUACAGUGAAAAUAAGAAACCUAUAGAAAAAGAAAUACAAGAACCAAUUGUGCAGUCUCAGACAUUGCCCAGACCUCGUAAAAAACCCAUAGCUGGCAUUCCAAGAACUUUCAGUGAAAGUAAUAUUGCUGGUAACAACACUGGCAUGAAUUCUAGCAGACCAGUUUUUACCCAAAAUCCUAAUGAAUUGAAAGGAACUCCUUUGAGGACCUUAUUAGUAAAAAGUAACCGUGGAUUUGGAUUUACAAUUGUUGGUGGUGAUGAACCACAGGAGUUUUUACAAGUUAAAAGUAUUGUACCAAACGGACCAGCUUUUGAAGAUGGAAAACUACAACCAGGUGAUGUAUUGGUAUAUGUAAAUGAUACAUUGGUAUUAGGAUACACACACCAGCAAGUUGUCAAACUAUUCCAAGCUGUAGCACCAGGUGAUAAAGUCUUACUAGAAGUUUGUAGGGGAUAUCCACUUCCAUUUGAUCCUGAUGAUGUAAACACACACCAGACAGUGUCACCAGAGAAUACUGCCAAACAUCUUCAACUCACUUCAGAUAACAGAUAUGCUGAUACUAUGAAAUUCAAUAAAGAUGACAACUCAAUGCAAACUACAGGAAGAGAAGCUUCUUACAAACCGGAGCAUUUAACUAUUAAUAUUGUGAAAGGUGCUCUAGGAUUUGGUUUUACCAUUGCUGAUAGUCCGUAUGGCCAGAAGGUCAAGCAAAUUCUUGAUGAACCACGAUGUAAAAAUUUGGCAGAAGAAGAUGUACUGAUUGAGAUUAAUCAUUAUAAUGUUCGUAAUAUGAGUCACAGCGAAGUUGUAAACGUUUUGAAAAAAUGUUCCAAAGGUGUCCCUGCUGCAAUAACCAUACAAAGAGGGGAACAUCCAACUCUUUCAAGUUAUGGGGAACCUAGUCCAGAGUUGGGCCGACCAAAGAAUGUCCAUUUAUCAUCAACAGUGAAUAAUAGUCCAAGAGAUAAGACCUUCGCAGGCCGAAGCCAAUCACCUUUGAAAAGUAGUAUGUCUGACAGUAGGCCGCCUUCUACAUCCCAACAACCUAUUCUUAAAACUAGUGCACAGGACCACUAUGUUGAACUUACAAUAUUUCUUAAGCGUCAGGAAAGUGGAUUUGGUUUCCGUAUUGUUGGUGGCUAUGAAGAAGGCUCCCAGGUGUCUGUUGGCGCAAUUAUACCUGGCGGUACUGCUGACGUUGACGGUAGAUUGCAAUCUGGAGAUGAGAUUUUAUAUGUGGAUGGGCAUUCUGUUGUUGGUGCAUCACAUCAUAAAGUAGUUUCCAUGAUGGGAAGUGCUGCAUUAGCUGGUAGAGUAUCAUUAGGAGUAAGAAGACGAGUUCCAGCACAUACCACAGGUAACUAUAAUCAAAGGAGUGUCAGUGUCUAUCCAUAUGAUGUAACAGUCACCAGAAGACCAGAUGAAGGAUUUGGAUUUGUAAUUAUAUCAGCUACAAACAGAUCUGGANNNNUUUUUGUUUGUUAUCACACAGGUCGCAUCAUAACCAGCAGUCCAGCUGAACGCUGUGGAAAACUACAUGUUGGGGAUAACUUGAUAGCUGUGAAUGGAAUUAAUAUAAUAGACAUGCAUCAUAGUCAAGUUGUUAAUAUUAUCAAAGAUUCAGGAUAUUCUGUUACUUUAAAAAUUGCUGUGCCUGAUGGUGCAUCAUCAGGCAGUUCUUCACCAAGAAGCUCAGAACAUAUGUUAAAUGCUAUGGCAUUACCUGCACAGAUAAAUGAAGCGGAUCAACAACAGAAUUCUAUGCAUCAAUCGAAAUUAAGAAAAUAUCCCACUGAUACAAGUUUGAAAUACCACGGUAAUGACCAGAAUCCUAACGUUAAAGAGAUAAAUAACUCACUAAAUGAAUGGUACUCGGGAAAACAAAACACACUUGAAAGGCGGAAAGGAGCUGAAUUACAUAGUAACACUAAAUUUGUUGAAAAUGGGCAAAGAAAUGAACCUAAGCAAGAAGCAAGCCACUAUAAACCAGCAGAGCUGUAUUUAAAAAGCAACUACCGCCAUCCUAGUGACAGAUCAAGGCGUUCACAUUCCCCCCACAAUGAAAUAAACUACCAAAAUAGAACAAUGCCAGAUAUGAAACAACAGUCCAGUUUCUCUCAGAUGUCCUGGCAAAAUGAAAUAUUAGAAAAACAUAAAGCAGAAAUUAAAAGGAAAGAAGAAAAUCAGCGAACAAUUGAUCAUCAGCAGCAUCAGCAGCAACAUCCAAGGCUGUCACCGCAGCAUUCUAAGCUGAAGCCGUCCAGUCCUAUGGAAUAUUGUAAUGUUGAAUUACAUAAAGGACCAAAAGGAUUUGGCUUUAGUAUCCGUGGAGGAAAAGAAUUUAAUAAUAUGCCAUUGUUUGUAUUGAAAAUUGCAGAAGAUGGUGCUGCCUCAUUUAACAGAAGAAUUAAGGUUGGGGAUCAAAUCAUGGAAAUCAAUGGCUACAGAACAACUGGUAUGAAACACAGUGAAGCCAUUGAUAUUAUUAAAAGAGGAGGUGAAGUUGUUAGAUUAUUGCUCAGAAGAGGGGGUCCUCAAUCAUCAGUUACAGGUCAUGUUGAAGACGUGACUUCACCGCUGCCAUCAGGAAGUUAUUAUGAAAUGAAGUCAUUUCAAGGUCAUCAUUAGGAUCAGUACUAUUCCUGGUUUACAUUCCAUAUAAUGCUCACCUUGAAUGACAAAAAUAUUUAUUACUAAAAAAUAUCGCUCCAAAUUAUAAACUAAUUGUCAGAAUAGGGUUCAACAUUUGAUUACUUUACAACUCAGACAGCUUGGGUAGUGUGAUGACAUUACAGUGUAGAUAUAAGAUCCAUUUAUGGUUAUGAUACACUGCUGAAACUAAGAUUCAAUAACAGCUUGGGUAGCGUGAUGUCAUCACAGUGUAGAUAUAAGAUCCAUUUAUGGUUAUGAUACACUGCUGAAACUAAGAUUCAAUAACAGCUUGGGUAGCGUGAUGACAUCACAGUGUAGAUAUAAGAUCCAUUUAUGGUUAUGAUACACUGCUGAAACUAAGAUUCAAUAACAGCUUGGGUAGCGUGAUGACAUCACAGUGUAGAUAUAAGAUCCAUUUAUGGUUAUGAUACACUGCUGAAACUAAGAUUCAAUAACAGCUUGGGUAGCGUGAUGACAUCACAGUGUAGAUAUAAGAUCCAUUUAUGGUUAUGAUACACUGCUGAAACUAAGAUUCAAUAACAGCUUGGGUAGCGUGAUGACAUCACAGUGUAGAUAUAAGAUCCAUUUAUGGUUAUGAUACACUGCUGAAACUAAGAUUCAAUAACAGCUUGGGUAGCGUGAUGACAUCACAGUGUAGAUAUAAGAUCCAUUUAUGGUUAUGAUACACUGCUGAAACUAAGAUUCAAUAACAGCUUGGGUAGC
This is a messenger RNA of Saccoglossus kowalevskii, 4682 nucleotides long. Its product is annotated as membrane-associated guanylate kinase, WW and PDZ domain-containing protein 3-like. Gene Ontology annotation, biological process: signal transduction. Lineage: Eukaryota; Metazoa; Hemichordata; Enteropneusta; Harrimaniidae. The record is from RefSeq and is a predicted model, not a curated record. Gene Ontology annotation, molecular function: protein binding. Gene Ontology annotation, cellular component: cytoplasm.